AGAUGAACAGUUCUAUGCCAUUACCUCCAUAUGUGCGGUAUCCACCUUAAAAAAAAGGGUAAUCGAUCAAAUUUAAGAAAGCGCAUACCGGAACGGAAUCCACCAAAUGAAACUGAUGAUGAGAGUGCGAACAAUGCCCCGAAUGUUCGUAGCAUCUUAGAAAAUGCCAAAAGAAAAAGAACUAGAUUAUCUGCUCCCGGAGUCAAUGCUUCAAAUUUAGUAGAAGGAAGGAAAAAAGAAAUAAAAGAUUCAUCUGAAGAAUUAAAUUUUGAAGUACCUGCAAAUGAGGAUCCGGUUCAGGAUUCUGUCUUUAAAGAUGCCAGGCUGCCUACUGUUGAGGAUCGCUUUGCGAAACCUACGAAUGAAAUAGAUGUCAAUUUACAUUUAGUAUCUUACAUUGAAUCAAAGAUGAAUCAAGACAGACAAGGUUCACAUCAUUACGAAAAGAAUGAGAAGAUCAGUAACGAGGUUAUACCCAAAAAUGAUACAAGUCAUGAAGACUCAUCAUCGAUUGUCUUGGGUUUAACUAAUGAAAGAAAGAAAAACCCUGCUGCUUUGGGUGCUAUCCAGGAAGUGGAUGUUGGAAUUACGAGCACGAAUUUAGAAUCUUCAAGGGCUUCAAAAUCCAAACAAAAACGAAAAGGAACAAGUAAAGCAAAUACAGCACCUAGGCGGUCUUCAGAGGACUUAGCCAGAGAUCGUUUGAUAGAAGACAUGUUAAAAUCAUCAGCGCAUUCUACUGAUUUGGAAGAAGGAUUAUAUCGGCGUUUUAGGUAAAGCGAUAAUCAUUAGGUUAAAGCUCUUGCUUACAAGUUUUCUGAAGGGGUCAUUGAUUAUUCUAAACAAUUAUUCUAAACAAUAUAUAUUCUAAUUUUUAUUUUGGGCGAAUAAACAUAUAGUUAUUGAGUGGGGUCAUCAAUCCUUUUUAUUCGUUUGAGCUCUGAUCUGCAGCAGAAGGUGGAGGGGGAAGUGUAUUAGACGCAUUUGCAUCCAUCACAGGAUUAUGAACUUUAUGAUCUAACUGUUUACUGAGCAAUUCCUCUUCUUCAAGGUAGCUUUGAAUUGCGGAAUCCUGAAUAGCAUUGCGGCCGUGCUUUUUAUGUCUCUGAUAAUGAGGAAUAGGUAUUUCGCCUUCUAAAUUAGCUUUUGGAGAGGGAUCAUUUUGCAAAGUGGGAGGAGAAGGAAAGGCAUUCGCCGUCUCUUCACUGUGUGUCACAGUCUCAGGGUAAUCCGCUGGUUGUAAUAAAGGAUUAGAAAAGGCUACAUCGCCUGGUUGAGGAGGAGGUCCUGAAAGAGAAGCCGGCAAACGAUGCAAAGCACCAUGCCCAACACCACAGCCAAUAGCGCCAUCUCCGCCCCAAUUUCUAUUCGGUACAAUAGUAAUUUGACGAGUGGUGUCUUGAUAUUGAUUAUAAAUGUAUAGACGUAGCGGUCGAUUAAGAUGCUAGAUAAGUUAGAUUUACAAUGUAGUAAAGCGGCUUACCGUCUCAAUCAAAUCAGCUAACGCUUUUUCGCCCAUCAUCAUUCCUUCGGGAGUGCCCACUAUAUAAUCUUGAUAAGGAAUGACUUUGGCUUGCGCAAUAGGAGAAUUCUCAAUCACAUUAAGUAUGUGCCAUACAGCAUCUACUGCUAAAUGAAUGGAUGCCCAUUGCAGUGUCAUUCCUAAUUUAUCUACUAGUGUUAGUAUUUGGGUCUUGAUAUUGACUAGCAAUUGUCGAUUUUGAUGUCUACAUGAAAAUAUGACUUACCAUCGUCAACAUUUGAAACAUCAAUUUGAACCUUUCUAGUUAUUUGUCCUUUCAGUGAGAAGACUUCAAGGGUUGCUUCAGGAGAAGAAUCCCGUAAUAAAGAACAAAACAUAAGUGGAUCCCCAUUCUAACUGUUAGUCACUGCGAGAAUCAGCCUCUUACCAGUAAUAUCCCAUUAAUAGCUGUGAUAAAGUCAUAAUAUGACUCAAUUCCUGCAUCAGCAGCUUUGGAGUUGUCCUGGAUUUUUAAGACUCGAAACCCAUAGUUUUCUGAGGAAUCAAGAUGAAUUCCUGUUAAUGUUUCAGAUGUUUCUUUUAAAAAGCUCUUUAAACCACCAAACAUUUUUUAUUUUUUUCGGUGAACAAGUAUAUUUACUUGGCAAAGAAAGUGCUUGCUUGGUUAGGUUUACACCAUGCUGAUGCAUGACUUGAACACAAAAACAAAUCUACAAUAGAAAGAGUCUGUAAAGACGUAGUAAAUGAUGAAAAUUACAAAAAAAAACUUUAAUUAUAGCUCUACAGAUAUAUGUAUGUAUGCAUAAAAUAUUGUUGACUUUGGAAACCG
Messenger RNA from Schizosaccharomyces cryophilus OY26, 2312 nucleotides. RefSeq lists its product as uncharacterized. Gene Ontology annotation, cellular component: spliceosomal complex. Lineage: Eukaryota; Fungi; Ascomycota; Schizosaccharomycetes; Schizosaccharomycetales; Schizosaccharomycetaceae. The record is from RefSeq and is a predicted model, not a curated record. The transcript has a single exon. The coding region runs from base 31 to 777 and encodes 248 amino acids. Gene Ontology annotation, biological process: mRNA splicing, via spliceosome.